Messenger RNA from Monosiga brevicollis MX1, 948 nucleotides. RefSeq lists its product as uncharacterized. Gene Ontology annotation, molecular function: protein-folding chaperone binding. Gene Ontology annotation, cellular component: prefoldin complex; cytoplasm. The record is from RefSeq and is a predicted model, not a curated record. NCBI's taxonomy places the organism in Eukaryota, Choanoflagellata, Craspedida, Salpingoecidae. The transcript has 6 exons. Bases 1 to 948 code for a protein of 315 amino acids. Gene Ontology annotation, biological process: protein folding; chaperone-mediated protein complex assembly.
AUGGCGGCCAAGCUCAAGGAGCUGCAGUCGCAGCAUCAAAAGAUUAUUGAUGAAAUCUCGAGCAUCCAGUCUGAAAAGAGCAAGCAUGUGACGACAAUUGACCAGCUCAACACCCAGCUAGGCGAGAACAAGCUUGUGGCUCAGGAACUGGAUCUCGUGGAUGAGAGUGAGGAGGAGGUUGUGUUCAAACUCGUAGGCCCAGCCCUGCUCAAGCAGGACCUGGACGAGGCCAAGGCCAAUGUGGCCAAGCGCAUUGACUACAUCACCAAAGAAAUUGAGCGUUACACAAAGCUUGUAAAGGACUGCCAGACCCGCGAGGAGGCGGCCGAGCAGAAGGAGCAGGAGCUCCGCGCCAAGCGCACCGAAGCCCUGGUAGAUGAGCUGAGCUCGGGCCUGGGGCGCGUCCACUUGGAGCUCAACACGAUUGUCGUGGACAUGAACGAGUAUGACCCAACCUUUAUGAACAAGGAUAUUGACCAUUACAACGCGCUGCGGGCUGAUAUUACGCUUGCCUUCUCCGUCACCAUCACCGUGCUCGGCGUAUCUGCGGGCUUGGCCUACGCUAUGGCGUCCCGGCCCUUUUCCAAACUGUAUGUCCAGCUGAACCAUCACGUGGCGCUGGCCAGCGCAGCGCAACUCAUUCCUCACUCCUGUCGGGCCAUGUCUUCUGACGUGGAUUGCAGGGGCGUUGCACUCCUGUACUUGGCCUUUACCGUGUGCUUCUUCCUGAGCGGCGGCGAGCUGGCCCUGUCCGUGGCCAUGAGUGACCUCUGCUCCGAUCCCAACGAGGGCUUUUACCUUGCUGAGAACGAGGAGCGUGAACGUAUGUCACCUGGUGUGGGCGAGCUGGCUGGACUUGGUUCGACACCACACUUGCCUCACCCUCGACUGGUGGCCUUUGCCUCUAGGUCUGAUUCGCACUCCUUCAACACGGACCACCACAUCUGA